This is a messenger RNA of Aegilops tauschii subsp. strangulata, 462 nucleotides long. The record is from RefSeq and is a predicted model, not a curated record. NCBI's taxonomy places the organism in Eukaryota, Viridiplantae, Streptophyta, Magnoliopsida, Poales, Poaceae.
AUGCCGCUGCCGAUCCACGCGGCCACUACGCCGGAGCCCCCCUUGCCGCAACGCCCUCUCGCCUCUGCGCCAAUCCCGGUGAAUGCCGCCCCGUCGCCGUCGCUGGAUCGCCUCCUCGUCCUCCUCCCCACCGACUUCGCCGGCGUCGCCACGCCCCGCCCCGCGUCGGACGCCGCCGUCCUCUCCGUCGCCGGUGCCGCCUCGCCGGACCUCCCCGACUCCUCGAGCUCGAUUUGCUCAACUACAGGGCUCGGUGAGCCCCGUCCUCCCCUCCUGCUCUUUCCCCGUUCGGUCACCGCAGCCACUACCGUCGCCCGCGCGCCCGACGCCGUGCUCCCCGCGCCCGUCCUCCCGACCGCGCGCCCACGCGCCGGCCUUGCUGGCCUCGCCUACUGUCACCACCCACACCACUCGCCCACUGUCGCCGCCCGCGUUCUGCCUCGGCUCCUCGUCGCCCGCUAG